Physella acuta is the source of this 969-nucleotide messenger RNA. RefSeq names its product FMRFamide receptor-like. Gene Ontology annotation, cellular component: membrane. The record is from RefSeq and is a predicted model, not a curated record. Gene Ontology annotation, molecular function: G protein-coupled receptor activity. Lineage: Eukaryota; Metazoa; Mollusca; Gastropoda; Physidae. Gene Ontology annotation, biological process: G protein-coupled receptor signaling pathway.
AUGGAAUCCCAAAAUCUUUUUACUGUCAUGAAAUGGUACAUGCGAGUCAUCAUCAACCCAGUUAUCGGAGUUUUUGGAAUUUUUGGCAACGUUUUAAGCUGUGUAGUGCUCAAGAGAAGAGGGUUGCACAAAUCCUCUGAUAUCCUUCUGUUCACUUUGUCUAUUGUUGACACCCUUGUGUCUACAGUCACACUGGAUACGGCUAGAAUAGCGACACAGAUUAAAACAAAAUCUCCUUUGUGGAACAGAGUUCUUGACGUAGACUGCUCUUAUACUUUGCCUGUGGAAAUAAUGUUGUACUUUAGCAUAAUAAGUGACGGCGUGUACGCAUUUGCAACACAGACAAGUAGUGUGAUUUGUGUUUACAUAACUGUAGAACGAUUGAUCGCUAUUUUCUACCCCUUAGAGUUUCGCCAAGUUGUUACCAGAAAACGUGUGUGGAUAAUUUUAGCAGGCACUACAUUAACAACAGGAGUGUAUGCUGUUAAUGCUGUACGAAAUCUUGUACCCGUUUUGAAGUAUGAUGCUAAUAGAAAAAUAUGCUUUAUGCAUCUUGCAAGAAUAAAAAACAUAGUGGAUGAUAUGAUUGACAACAUUUUUUACUAUGCAUGCAGCCUUGUUGCUAUGAUUAUAGUUAUAGCUGGUACAACGGCCAUUGGUCUAAAAUUAAUUAUCGUGAGAAAACGUCGCUUUAACAUGACAGCAUCAAUUAAAAUGACUAAAUCAUCUCUCAAAACUACUAAAACCCUAGUGGCUGUGUGUUUCCUAUUUUCACUCACUCAAAUCCAAAGGCUGCCCUAUACUCUAGAUAUUGCAAUGGAUAGUAAUAUAUCCAACAUGUACUAUCAGAUAAAUGAGACUCUGGAUUUCUUAAACAGUUGCCUCAACUGGCUUGUCUACAUCACACUGAACGACCAUUUUAAAAACAUGAUGGUCGACAUGUUGUGCUGUUUGGUUGUCAAGAAAUAA